Dreissena polymorpha is the source of this 2477-nucleotide messenger RNA. Its product is annotated as beta-1,3-galactosyl-O-glycosyl-glycoprotein beta-1,6-N-acetylglucosaminyltransferase-like. Gene Ontology annotation, molecular function: acetylglucosaminyltransferase activity. Gene Ontology annotation, cellular component: membrane. The transcript has 3 exons. NCBI's taxonomy places the organism in Eukaryota, Metazoa, Mollusca, Bivalvia, Myida, Dreissenidae. The record is from RefSeq and is a predicted model, not a curated record. Bases 411 to 1892 code for a protein of 493 amino acids.
CAGCACUUUGAUCUAUAAUUCAUAGAGUGUUGUACACGUAUCUACGUUAUAUGUAAAUAAAAGAUCUUAUCAGAUAAAUAUUAACAAUCGGACUCGUGAAAUACCGCCCCAACGUUGUUCAAAAUGCGGCAAAUUCAUUGUAACACGGACUGGACUUUGUAAAGGGACCUCAAAUUGCUAUUGAAGCUUAAUUGUUUCGAAAAUAUCACAGUAUACAAUUUCAACACGGUAUAAGCUGUAACACAUGUUCCGUAAGGAGAUCAUAUAUUUCGUCAGCUACAUCCCCAUUCAUCGAAAAAGGAAACACGUUUCUGUUCAAUUAUUAUCUGUGUUUUUGCUGGUUUAUUCAUUUAAUAAAUGAUUGAAUAGAAAACAUAAUAUCUACAGACAAAGAAUCACAGCGUCAGUUUAUGUUGGUAACUUGUCGUUCCAAAAGAUCCUACACAGUUUGGGGUCGUGCAAUAGGGAAAGUACGUGCCUAUCGAUAUUGUCCAAUGGCCAGAUGUACGAAUCUGAUGGUGUGCAUCCUGGUUUGCAUGUUUGUGAUGAACAUAACACUGGAUGUAUUUCACUUAACAUACUUGCCAUUAUUCCAAAUUGUUCCUAAACUUAGAAACUGGAGAUAUUUGAAAAAUUCGUCUUGCAUAACAUUUGAACCAUUUAAGACUAUACCCGUUUUCGAAGAAAGUGUUAUCCAGCAUAUCCGCAAAACAGAACGGCGAGUGUUUGACGUCGAUUGUGCCGCUAUUAUUAACGGGAACAAACCGGAAAUUGAUCGCGCAAUCGCGAUUAUGAACAAUAAAACAUUUUCACGAAAGGGUAUUUCAAACACUGAUUAUAUCAAUUUAACAAAGAACUGUGAUACAUUUAAACUUGCCCGUGGUUACCAUGGCUUCAUUCAGAGUACAGAAGAACAUGACUUCCCAAUUGCGUUCAGCAUUUUGCUGUAUAAGGAGGUGGAACAAGCUGAGCGUCUUUUGCGAGCCUUGUACACCCCUCAGAAUCUCUUUUGCUUGCACGUGGAUGGCGAUGCAGCUCCGGAAGUUCAUGAGGCCGUGCAGGGAAUAGCGGACUGCCUAGGCAAUGUGUUCGUAGUGUCCAAGAAGGAGUUCAUUGUAUACGCCGGAUUUUCCAGGCUCCAGGCGGAUAUUAAUUGUAUGGAAAAUCUUGUGGAACGUGGAAAGGACUGGAAAUAUUUCAUCAAUCUCCCUAGUCAACAGUUUCCUAUCAAGACAAACGCGGAACUUAUUAAAAUACUCAAAAUUUACAACGGUGCAAAUGAUAUAGAAGGGCUGACCGGACAUAGACGUGUAGAGAGUCGGUUUCAAUUUAGAUACUUUUACAACCGAACGAAGCCAACAGAUGUCAAACCCCAAAUAAUUAGAUCAACUUAUCUUCGGAACGAUCCCCCUGUCAAUAUAACGGUUGUGAAAGGAAGUGCAUAUGGAGUUUUCAGUCGUAAAUUUGUCGAAUUUGUGGUUAAAAGUAAAUCAGCCCGAGAAAUUCUAGACUGGUUCCGAGAUGUGUACAGUCCGGAUGAAUAUUACUGGUCUACACUCCAGCAUAAUCCUCAGAUAGGGACCCCUGGGUCAUUUUAUUACGGAAAGCCCGAUGAUAAGCCAUGGCUAUCAGUAUAUGCAACCUGGCUAGGGAACAAACCGUGUCAAGGGAAGUUCGUCAGGGGCGUCUGUGUAUUCGGGAUUGGCGAUCUCCAAGAAUUAGUCAACAAGCGCCACCUGUUCGUGAACAAAUUUCACCUGGACUACCAACCUUUGGUUCUUGACUGUAUCGAGGAAUGGCACCUCAACAGAACCGCAGACCCGAGCCAUGUGUUAGCGUUCAAUGACACGUUUUAUCAACAGUUACCGUUUAUCAAACCGAAGGAAGACUGACGUCACUGAAAAUCCGGUCGCUUUGUAAUUCUUAAGUUUUAUGUAAAAUGUGUAAAAUGUUUUAAGUACUUUCAUGUGAACACGUAAUAUAUUACGUAUUUAAUAACACUCAGCUGUGUUGCUCCACACUUUUCUGUCACUCUUGCUUAGGUUUUGAAAACCAAAUAGCGUAACACACAGAUGACUUUGAUGGCUAUUUUGAUGAGUAAAUACCAUUACAUAAAACUGAACGGCCUCAGCGGGGGGCUCAUGAUCCGUAAAUAUUGAAAAACACGCUAUAGUGUAUUUGACCUCAACAUGUUUUUAGGUAAAUGAUAUAUUCUCGCCUUGUAGGUUCGUUGAAUAACUAAAUUAUUUCAAAGAAAGUGUCAUACAACACUUUCUUAUAGAAUCACUGCAACAUACUUUAGCGUUGACCAGAAAAUGAAACCAAAUCGGUGUUUGUUUUUACCUAUUUAUUUAACUCGAUUGAAUCAAAAGCCUGAAUAUUAUUGAGGCGGGAUCGAGUCGGUUUCGUGGGUAGAUCCGGAAAUUGACAAUGACGACUUAAAAAAAAAAUUUGACGAAAGUCUAUGGUCUUCAGUU